This is a messenger RNA of Mytilinidion resinicola, 738 nucleotides long. RefSeq names its product NAD(P)-binding protein. NCBI's taxonomy places the organism in Eukaryota, Fungi, Ascomycota, Dothideomycetes, Mytilinidiales, Mytilinidiaceae. Gene Ontology annotation, molecular function: oxidoreductase activity, acting on the CH-OH group of donors, NAD or NADP as acceptor. The record is from RefSeq and is a predicted model, not a curated record. The transcript has 4 exons. Bases 1 to 738 code for a protein of 245 amino acids.
AUGACUGGCAAAACUGUUCUUGUUACGGGAGGGUCUGGCUUCAUCGGCGCCCAUGUCAUCGUUCACGAGCUCGAGAAAGGCCACCGUGUCCGAACUACUAUGCGGUCUCUGAGCUCCUCUUAUUCUGUGCGGGAAAAAAUCAGCAACGGUGGGAUAUUAGAGGAGCAGGUCAAUGCCGUUGACUUCUUUGAAGUUGAUCUCCUUGGUGAUAAAGGUUGGGACGACGCAUGCAAAUGCUGCGACUUUGUGAUCCACGUUGCAUCCCCCUACCCACUGAAUGUGCCCAAGAACGAAAAUGAACUUAUUAAACCAGCUCGAGAGGGGACACUGAGGGCGCUCCGAGCUGCGAAAAAAAGCCGGAACCCCAUCAGUUACGGCCACGAAAAGAGGACAAAGGACAACCCGUUCACUGAGAAGGACCGGACGGUGCUGAAAGACGCCAAAAGUCCAGUUGGAGCGUACGAAAAAAGUAAAACGCUGGCGGAGCAAGCUGCGUGGGAAUGGCUAAAGAACGACGGGGAGAGCCUGGAACUAGCGAUGCUUGGAAAUGAAGAGAAUAUCGGCUUGGAACUGCCUACGAGAAUGCUGAAUGGAAAUCUUCCCUGGCUUCCCAACCUUUCAUUCAGCACUGUCGACUUCUUCGUCUCGGCAAAGGACAUAUCGAGGUAUCUAAGGCAAGGGCUGCCGGCAACGGAAACUAAGAAAGUUCUAAUCCCUGUGCUGCCAAAGUUGCUUUAA